This is a messenger RNA of Mercenaria mercenaria, 2217 nucleotides long. RefSeq lists its product as uncharacterized. The record is from RefSeq and is a predicted model, not a curated record. Bases 1 to 1152 code for a protein of 383 amino acids. The transcript has 9 exons. Lineage: Eukaryota; Metazoa; Mollusca; Bivalvia; Venerida; Veneridae.
AUGAAUGAGCCGAUAAUAUGGAGUUCGAGUAAUGACGAGUAUAUAUCUUUUUAUUCUUCCUUGUCACAACAUAGACAAAGGAAAGAAUCACUUCUUCUCAGAACCCGGAUUGGUGUGCAUUUAGGAUUUGUGAAAGCUUGGCAUGGAUUAAACUUUGUUCAGUUCCACUGUUGGUCCCUUACAGCAUCUGAGACUGACCAGACGCCACUUGAUGACGAUGCCUGUAGUGAUUCCUUUAAUGUGAAAUGGGUUAUUCCACCACCAGAUGAAGUUCGUGCUCAAGAAAAUUUCAGUGUCACAUACAACCUAGAAGUUAAGCCAAUCUUCUAUGAGUGGGCAGUAUACAUGGGAUAUUUUGAUGGUGUAGGACCAGGUGACCUAACGACAGCGCCACUGGCAAAAACAUGGUGUGAAAACACGGUUUGUCCAACAGCCAUAAACGCAAGAAAGACAAAUUGUUGUGUAUGGCACGUCAAUUUACACUCUUGUCCAAAAGGAUUACAAAAUUUAUGUGGACCGUGGCUGAAACACGAUGGAUCAACUUACACACAUUCGGCUGUAAUAGUUGGACCAGUUGAUCAAGGAAAUUGGACAAGUAUGAUGCCGGGUAUUGUCCAAUAUGGCUCGACAGAUUUGAUUGCCCAUUUCAAGAUUGCUAAUAUGCAACUGGCCUUGCAAGCAACCUUAACAGUUCUUCCAAGAACAGAUUGCGGGCCACUUGAAAAUCCUACAAACGGAAACGUAACUUUCGAAGAGACCUUUGAAAACUCAGAGGCUACGUACACUUGCAAUGUAGGAUAUGUUCUUUCUGGAGGAGACUCGAAACGAGUAUGCCAAGCGGACGGUAAUUGGUCGACUGUGGAUCCAAUGUGUUUGGCUGACUGUGGGCCCCUGAACUCUCCAGCAAAUGGAACUGUAAAUUUAUCAUCUACCACGAAAGGUUCAACUGCAACGUAUUCUUGCUUGAAUGGCUUAACUGUAAAGACAGGAGAUAUGUUGAGAACCUGCGCUUCUGACGGCAGCUGGACUGGAACAAAACCAGUUUGUGAUGUUCCUGGGAGAACACAAGAACCAACAUCAGGAUGUAAACAGCUGUAUGAUAUCACUUGGAUGGCAGUCGUGCUAGCUGUGGUUUUCCAUUAUGUUAUAUAAUACACUGCACUAUAGUUCGUCACUUUGUAUAAAGCCAUGUCUGCUUUUUAAAAUAGAAUCCUGUUGGUUAUUAGGUCGUUAGAGUAAAGGCAGAGAUCCAGUGGUUACACUGUCUUAUGACGAAACCAACGGUCAUGAUUUCGAGUCCCCGUAUCGUACUAGUAUGAUAAAAUCUGUCUGAACAUAUGACUAACACAUCGGAAGGUUAGGCACAGAGGGCAAUGACGAACUAUAUUAUUUGGUCUGUAUCAUUGAAUUUCGUUUAUUUUUGUAUUGUUUAUUUAUUCAUUUGUUUGUUUUGUUUAUGUUUACCUAGUAUAGUAGUAUUUCUUUGAAGUGGCACAAAUAUACCGGUAUACCAGAUCGUUCAAAGUAGAAGUGACGUACAAGGAGUUUAGGUUUGGGGGACAUUACAACAUAAAAAUAUAAAUAAACGUGAAAAAUACUGAAAAAUAUAUAACUUUGUUUUAAACAUUUGUAUCUAAAAAUUACGUGUACAACAUUAUAUCAAAGCAUAUAUAGAAGUUUGGAUGAAAUAAUUCAAGCAUAAACCUUGCAGAUUUUCUCGAAAUUAAAUUUUUUAAGUGUCAGUUUACAUAACUCGACCUGUUAGCCCCUGAAUUUAUGGAUGUGUUACCUGUUACGCUGGCAAUUUGUUAUUAGGUUUCCGUGAUCUAUAAUUUUGCUGUUUUACUUUUGUCUCCUCUAGAUUGGCAAAAACACAUUGUUGGUGUAUCAUUUUAUUUAAGUUUUGUUUUUCAUUAUAUCGCAAGCACAAAGCAAUAUCCUAACAUCCUAAAACUUGGUAUUAUUAUAAUGACCUUUUAACUAUAUAUCUUCAUAAAGUCUUUUGUUUCUAGUUUUUGCUGUGUUUUUUUUUUUCGACUGAAAUCUUCAAGAAAUGGAGAAGAGUUGGUUUUUAAGCUAUUUGCAGAACUGUGUCAGGUCAUGAAUAUAAUUUAACAAAUGUAGUCAGGCAACAUGCACAAUUCUUGUCAUUGCAAAGUAAACAUGUUUUGUAUUUCUACACAUAACCGAAAUACAUACAUCAAUAAAUACACUUAU